Messenger RNA from Naegleria lovaniensis, 249 nucleotides. RefSeq lists its product as uncharacterized. The coding region runs from base 1 to 249 and encodes 82 amino acids. The record is from RefSeq and is a predicted model, not a curated record. The transcript has a single exon. Lineage: Eukaryota; Heterolobosea; Eutetramitea; Acrasida; Naegleriidae.
AUGACCAUCUCUCGAAGCGAAAUUGCUCGCAUUUAUGGUAAAAUUCAAUUCGUGGACAGCUUCCCAGAUUACAAAGUUGAAGUGGUUGAUUCAUUCCCUGAUUUAAAGGUACAACUUGUGGACCACUGGGCAGAUUCCGAAGGAAAAUGGGAAAUCGUUGACAGCUUCCCAGAUUACAAAAUUCAAAUUGUGAACAGUUUUGCAGAUUUUAAAAUUCAAUAUGUAGAUCAUUGGCCUGGUUUGCCAUAA